UGCUUUGAUGAUGUGCGUUUUUCGUAGCGUUCAGUAAAUCAGUUUCCGAAGUAGCGGACCGUGGAUUUCUUGCACUAAAGGGUUACACAGGAAGCGUCUCCACCCCCAGCGCUGUCCAGACGUGACGUGCUGACGGGGGCAGGUGAUAUUUCACGGCUCUGAUGCGGAGCAUCUUCUCGAGAAGCGGAGACGAAGCGGGCGGGGUCCCCAGUUCUCGCACGCAGUGCCAUGGGCUCAACUGCACGGAUCGGACACUGCUGAGCGCACUCAAGACCAGCAAGCGCGAAAGGGGGGAGAGGUUUCGGUUUGGGGGCCAGAUUUUGUCGUAGAAUUUCAAUAUGGAUUGAACGUUUUGUGGUCUGGGGCGGAUUACUAUUCUACGGCAAGGUUUUGAAAAUACCAGACGGACAUAUUUCGCUCUGAAAAGGCCCACUAAGGAGAGGUUGUUGUUUUUUUUCCACUAGGAGAUUUCGGAUUUCAGUACUCACUGCCGGCAGAUUGGAUUCUUAGAUCAUAAGGUUUAUUCGUUUUUAUAAUCAUAGAAUACUUUUCGAUUUGCGGUAUUUCAUCGCGUUCACUAUGGCAUGGCCCUGUAUCACCAGGGCGUGCUGCAUCGCCCGCUUCUGGAAUCAGCUGGACAAAGCUGACAUUGCGGUGCCUUUGGUUUUCACCAAGUAUUCGGAUGUGACCGAGAUGCAGCACCUCCAUUUACAGCACCAACAAAAACAGCCGCAUCCCCAGGCGCGGGCUGAAUCGGUCGCCAUAGAAACGCAACCCUCCCUUAGCGACCAGGAGGCAGUUGCCAGGGCGACGCCCGCACCGGGAGCCCGAGCCGCCGCAGCCGCCGCUGAAGAAAGCCCGGGUGGGUCUGUGAUGCGCCAGGACUUCAAACCUUGGAAAGUUCGCCCGGAGCCCAGUUGCAAGCCCAAGAACGAGUAUCACCCGUCGGAGGCCCCUUUUAACAAUGAAACGCAGUACCAGAAGGAUUUCAAGGCAUGGCCUAUACCGAAAAGGGGUGACCAUCCCUGGAUACCGAAAUCGAGCCCCUCGCCCUCCAUAGCCGGCGACCGAGCUGUGGAGAAGGCGAAGCCCGCCCACGCACCUGCUGAUGCUGAAAGCGGGCAGGAAAAAAGCGAGAUAGCCGACAAGGUGCAAGAAAAGGAAAUACUGUCUGAAGAGAAGCAAAGUAAGAAGAAGGUGAAGACAGUCACCGUGCCAGAGGGCGCCGGAAAGAAAGUCGCUGCCAAAGCGGAAGGAGCCGUAGCCGAGGGCAGAGGGAGGGCGGCGGCGGACGCGCUGAACAGGCAGAUUAAAGAGGAGGUGGCAUCUGUGAGCUCCUACAGGAACGAGUUCAAAGCCUACGCGGACGUGAAGCCGGUGAAGCUUCAUAAGGCCAGGGCUCAGUAUCAGCCCCCAGACAAGAGGGCCAGUCUGGAGACCAGCUACAGCGCCACCUUCAGGGGUGAGCAAGGCAAGCGCGUGCCGGCGGACAACAAAGUCCUGGAGCGCAGGAGGAUACGCAGUCUGUACAGUGAGCCCAGCAAAGAAUCUCCCAAGGUGGAGAAGCCUAGCGUGCCACGUUCCAAACCAAAAAAGACCACAGCAAGCCAUAGCAAGCCCGUGAAAAAGGCCAAAGAGAAGCAGAUCAGCUCGGGCCGCAGCACCAAGAAGAAAGAGCAGGAGAACACCGCAGAGUCCAAGCCAGAGGAGGGGGACAAGGAGAAAAGUAAAGAGAUCAACAACAAACUGGCUGAGGCUAAAGAGUAAAAAUCAUUGCACUUUUACUUUUCUUUGGGGGGAGGGGAAAAAAGGCUGCAAAAAUUAGUUAGAGGGUUCUCACCUCCCUUGCCCUUUCUCUCUCCUUUCCGUUUCUGUGUUCUGAAAACCGAGUCAGUUCUGUUACAGUAAAUGCCAGGGUUUGCCAUUACAUGCUGCUUUGCCAUGGCCGGCUUACAUCAGAUGCCAUAAGUGAUGAAGCACUGAACUCCAUCCAUUCAUACCUGGUUCCAUUCUCCCGUUUCCAUGGCUACCCGCUGCCUUGUCAGCCAGUGGCUGCUUUGCUGUGAGACAGCCUCUGCAUGCAAGCCGCUGCAGCAGCAGAGAUGACUGGGGCGUGGCUCAUCAAAGACCCUGGACAGGAAACACAACCAACAGCUUCCUGUGAAAGGAAAAUAGGUACUCUAUAAAAAUGAAGAUCUGAGCAUUAAGAGGUUCACGUUCCAUUGACACCGAAAAGAGGCAAAGUGCUUGAGUGCUGCGUUAUUUGAGAUCUUACUGACCUGUGGCAAUGUAAUGUUAGCGCCCAUGGUCUCAGUCCCUGCCGCUUUCUCAUAUCCUAUAGACACCUGAAUGCCUCAACAGAGAAGACAAGGGCUGAUCAAAAACCCGAAGACCAUGACUUAACAAAAGCUGUUCAUUCUGGGACACUUUCCCUGGUGCUCCUGUCUUUCAGCCUGACGGGAUGCAUGCAUUUCUAUUAGACAGCUGCGUACAGAUGUAUUUCACAUUUACUGUUUCACAUCUUCCCUCACGAUAACAUUGGUUUUUACUGUGGCACCAAGACACGUGGAUUGGUAAAAGCACUUGCGUGAUGUUUUAGGAACAGGGAGCAACCUGUAUACUGUAUGUUUGCGAGCUGAGUGCUCCAUUACAUGCUGAUGAAACGCUAGUCAAGCUUCAGAAGAGAUGUAAUGGUCCUUCAAAGGCUUUGGCAUUGACGUUGAUGUCUUCCCCCAUAAGGGCAGGCCUCAUUGAUUUCUAGAACUCAAUUUCUAGAACAGUGUGUGCAAAAAGAUGUGUCUCCCUGUCCCAUAGCACUCACCCAAAGCACUUCAUCUCAGCUACAGUAGCUUUGCCCCUUUCCCUUCAAACAGAAUUAAAAAAACAUACAUGGCUUUCUCUACUCCUUAGCACCAGCAUGACUUUAUCCCAGAAAGAAGGAUAUUUUAGUUGCCUCUGGUUUCUGGAUUUGAAUAUAUUGCAUUAUAUGGCAGGUCACCUAAGGAUUAGAGUUAAUGGGUGAUAUCUGGUUCCGCCAAUCUGGUUGCUAAGAAACCAGCGGACGUACUGUAAUAUGAUAACCUGUUACCACAUGGGAGGAUUUCCUCUGGGCAUUGCUGUGGAAGGCUCUGCUUUUUGAAGAGUGUCUGUAGCUAUAAUAAUAACAUGAAGGAAAUGCUAGGUUAGUAUCAUAGUUUAUGAAAAGUAGUCUGAUUUCUACUACAAAAAGGCAGAACACUAUAAGACUACUAAACAUAAUAAGUGCACAGUAUCAUCAUGUUCUGUACUUAAAGCUUUUGGACAAAUAAAAGGCCAAACCUUGACAGGCAUUUCAGUGGCUCUUCCAUUGAAACUCUCUGUCCAUCUGCUAGACAUUCUUCAGUAAAAGGAGAGAUACUGGUGAAAUGCAGCCUCCACCUCUGGGACAGGUCCAACUCGCGCAAACCAAAGAGACUGUCUAAACAAAACAAUCUCUGCAUGAUGGGGACCAGUGGGGACAUGAACACUAUUCACAAUCCAAAGGAGAAAGACGUCAUACACAACGUUCGCAACACGGCUCUCCAGUUCCUAAGUAUCCAAGCAGCUUUCAGUUAAAUACAUAACAUCUUUUAUUUUAGCGGGAGCCGACAUGCACUUGAGUUCGAACCCGGGUUGAAAGAAGAGGAGACUAGGACCAGAGUGGCUUCCAGUUAACACGCGUGUCACACGCAAGGUAACACACAUAAAAGGAGGACAGAAAAGAAAGCAGAUCCUCAGCAGCCAGUGGCUUGUGAAGAACUAGACCCUAAGAGCUCCCGAGCCUGCCUAGGGGCUGAACCAGCAGUCGGCACUCCCACUCGGAAAGAUGGGAAAGACACUGCUGGACAUCGCGUUUGUGAAAUACCUGAGUGACCACCACCCAGCACAAAACAGUGAGCAGGCCUGAGUGGUCAGUUUUGUUUUGUGCAAAUAAUGAAUAAUUAUUCUUGACCUCGGAACAUAUUAAAAUGGCCCUGUGGUGCAGUGAGGAGCCGAAUCCCCUUUUCUGUAAUUAUCGGCCUUUGUAUGAUGACCUGCUCGUUGUUUCUGCUUCUAAGGCAGCUAGGAGGUCCUUGCUGCUUCACGCAUGUACUGACAGACACUGGCAUUUGGGAACCGAUUCUCUGCACUGUUAAAUUCCACCGAACGUUCAUUCAGGGAAAAGUUUCUUUUCACAGAAAAGGGAUAUAUUUAUAAUUGUACAUCUGCCAAUAGUCAAUGCUGAAACAAAAAAGUAUCCCUUUAAAAGUGAUAGCGAUUCUAUUAGUGCUCCGAAUGUGUGUAUUUGUUCUUUCCUCUCUUGAUACUUAACCAGCCUUGCAAAGGCCCAGGUUUCUAAGUUACUCUUUCAACUGGGUGAAUUUGUCCAUCCUAUCGUGUGUAGCCAAUAUUUGAACAACGCAAUGGUGAACAUUUAGCUUCUAUAGGGUACUGAUAUAUUUCUUAACUGUUUUUGCUCGACAUCUUAGACCAAGCAAAAUGGAAUUACAAUUGCUGACCCCCAUGCUAACACAUCUGCCUCUAUGGACCUUCAUGCCAUUCAUUACCAAUCAGACAGGCCUCCAGCUCAUCAUCCAGUGGCCCAGAGCUGUGAAAACAGGGUUGUACAAGAGACAAUGCUGUGGUCAGUUCAGUGUGCUGUGGAGGAAUCUAGGCUAAGAAAUGCUUUCAUCAGGCCACCAUUCCCGAUGCACUGAAGCAGAUGCCUGCUCAAAUAGACUGCUGCUGGGCUUGACAGCGUCACAGAGGUUUUAGAGUUGGGAGCAAAUUGUGGGAGACGAGUGUGAAGUGUAACAGAGAUGCUCUAACGCACUUAAAUUGUCUCCAGCAGCAGCUGUGACUGGGAAGGUUAAGGCACAAUUGUAUUGUAGGAGAUCUGCGUGGCAUUUAAUCCAUCAUGAAAAUAACCCACAGAUGACCUGUGGGUUUGUAUAAAACCGCCCCAGUUAGCCAUAGACACCAUUCUGUAGAAAACUGGGCCAUUUCUAUAGUAACCUUCAGGGUACUGUUAUAAGGGAUGAUCCUCGUCUUUAACAUGAAAUCUUUUGUUAGACUCGCAUGCUUGAGAGCUGCAGUUCAUCUCAUUUGUCUGUGAGUCCUUACAGCCACAAUGAAAUCGGUGUGGAAGUUACCAUAUCUCAGGAGGGUGAGAGCCGCCUGACUAACAUUUUGCAGCUGUGGGCUUGUUGCUUAUCACAGAUUGUCCAUGUAAUGUGCUGAGCACACCACACUUGGUGCUAUCUCUCAUUCAUGCUGUCCGUAUGAGAAAGAUACAAAACGGAAAAAGUCAUGUACUGCAAAAUACCUGAUUGUGAUGUGCUUGUGUGUUCUCUGCCUGCUCUUAUUUAUUGAAACUAUUAAUAAAUGCAAAAGCAGAACAAAA
This is a messenger RNA of Lepisosteus oculatus (spotted gar), 5401 nucleotides long. The record is from RefSeq and is a predicted model, not a curated record. NCBI's taxonomy places the organism in Eukaryota, Metazoa, Chordata, Actinopteri, Semionotiformes, Lepisosteidae.